This is a messenger RNA of Lagopus muta (rock ptarmigan), 2624 nucleotides long. It is a transcript of the gene TNFRSF9, whose product is annotated as TNF receptor superfamily member 9. The record is from RefSeq and is a predicted model, not a curated record. The transcript is spliced from 7 exons. Gene Ontology annotation, cellular component: external side of plasma membrane. Gene Ontology annotation, biological process: regulation of cell population proliferation. Gene Ontology annotation, molecular function: signaling receptor activity; cytokine binding. Lineage: Eukaryota; Metazoa; Chordata; Aves; Galliformes; Phasianidae. Bases 343 to 1200 code for a protein of 285 amino acids.
GAUGUCUCCCCUCCACCCUCGGCGGCCGCUCGCAGCUGGUCACCCCGCACCACGCGGGACGGCACCGGGCCGGACUCCCGCACCCACCGCGGGGAUUCCUCGACGCUCAGCGGGAAGCCCCGGCGGGGAGCGCUGGUCUCUGCCCGGCAGCGCCGAGGUGGCGGUCCGCGCGGGCGCUGCCCGGCAGGACGAGGGUCUCGCCGCAGCCCGGAAAGCCCCGCCGGGCCGGGGUUUCCCCGCCGCCCCCGGGUGACGCAGCCAUCCCGCUGGGGGCGGCUCUAAGGGCCGCUGCCCGCCGCCACACGCGCACUCGGGAGCGCCGCUCCGCCGCACACCGACCCCAUGGGAGCGGCCGCCCCGCUGCUGCGCGCCGCGCUGCUGUUAGCGCUGAGCCCGGCGCACGCGGCCGCCGCUCCGUGCGCCGCCAUCUGCCCCGCGGGUACCUUCGCGGCUGGCGCGGGCUGCGGGCGGGGAGCGAACUGCCAGCAGUGCCCGUCCGACACCUUCUCCAGCGCGGUGGGAGCCAGCAGCUGCAAUCUGUGCCGCAAGUGCGAAGGAAGAUUCAAGUACUUAAAGGUGUGUUCACCAAUAAGUGACGCUGAGUGCACGUGCAAGGAGGGAUAUCGCUGCAGUGACGAUGGCUGCUCCCGCUGUGACAGAAGCUGUGGGCUGGGCAAGGAGAGAACUGGGAGCGGUUGCCAGACUUGCCCCUAUGGAACUUUUAAUGAUCAGCCUGAUGGCUCCUGUAAAAACUGGACAAUAUGUUCUGAAAACCAGGUUCUGCAGCCUGGAACUGCAACAAAAGACGUGGUUUGCAAACACAGUCCAGAUAAUCCCACUUUAGCCACCACUUUACCCACCACUUCUCCUGCAGUUCCAUUUCCUAUCGCUGUGCCAGGGAGGGACCUCCAGAUGGACAUUAUCAGAAUUUCUCUGGCUGUAGCAGGGCUUUUGUGCAUAGCAUUUCUCCUGCCUUUGUGUGUAUGCCUCAGCGUCUGGCAGAAAAAGAAGCUACGCGCUGUCUUCAAGAAAAUCAGAAAUAGUCAUCUGGUUCAACCAACCCUGCUCACGCAGGGGAACACCCAGAGCAAGCAGGGAGAUUCUGCAACCUCUCUGGGCAACCUGUGGCAGUGCUCCAUCAUCCUCACAGUGAAGAAAUACUUCCUGAUGUACAGACAGAGCCUUCUGUAUUCCAGUUAAUGCUCACUGCCUCUUCUUCUGGCACUGGGCACCACUGAAAAGAACACUCCUCUGUCUUCUUUGCACCCAAAGCUGGAGUCAUGACUGCACUGUAGCAACAAUCAGGACUUGCUGCUGCAGAGCCGCAGAGCCAGCUUGAAACCAGUACUGCCCUCCCAGGAGACACAGAAGUUCUGCACAAAGCUGUGGUGAAUUGCAUCUGACUUAUUUUAUGAGCUCUGGCAUGGCUCUACCUGCAGAUACUUUUGUGUUUACAGUGAACUGCAGUACCCACAUUACCUAUAUUUUCCUAUUAUUUGAAGAACACUGAUCUGUAUUACCCUGGGUAUUGACUGUAAUCACAGGUUAAGCUACAAGAAGAAAACAUACUGCGUUUCCUGAGUUCCAAAGUAAGACUUUCUUCUCAGUCCUUUGCAGCCAGUGUUGGUUGGUAAAGACAAAAGAUUUAAUAAACACAUCUUAAAUGAACAAAGGAAAUUAUAAAGGAGGCUCUGCUGCCUCCAGGAAAUAGGACUCUGAAAGCUGCUGUUGAAGCUGACCAUGUGUAUAAGUUUCUGACUGUUGUAAUGUUACAGUUGAAUGUUUUUUGUGUCCUCUGUAUAGCUCCAAUGUGUGAAUGCUGAGCCUUCAUUGCCUCCUCUCAGCUCACUCUCAGUAUUUCUGUCACCACUUCUGACAAGUAACACGAUUUCUGUACUUGGCACUCAAACGUACUUGGGUGUAGGUUCCUUAUAAAAUCUCGAUCAGAUAAGUAUGUUUUUCAUCUUGAACUCAAAGAAACGCACCAGAAGUUUAGACAUAAUGUGCUUUGCUAUCUAAGCCAAGGGUUUAAGUAAGUAUUAAUUGGCUCUGGGUAAUUUUUCAUUUACUUUUAAUAAGUAUUCCUUGUCUUGGAUAAUGUUUUAAUACAAGCACAGGAUUCUAAAAGGACGUAAAGGAACUCUAUAAGGUUGCAAGAGCUCCUUAGAUCUUUUCCCAAAGGGAGAGCAUGCACUGUUCACAAUUGCCAAAAGUCUACCUUUGAAGUUUGGCGCAGUUCAGUGCUUUUUAGCCUUGUAAGACAACAUUCUGUUUAGAUGGCAUUUAGACCUUCCCUGCAGACUAGAACUGAGCAACUAGAGCAAUGAAAAUAUGAAAGCUCAGCAAACAACACCUCUUCUCGAUUUCACUGCUUCCUAGCUUUCUGCUGUAUCCCUCGUUACAUUGGUUGGAAUAUACUGUGGCAAACACAGCACUAGCAGCCCUGUCAGAUUAGGGGAAACUGUGAGAAAUUUUCUCUUGGCAAACCACGAUGCAGAGGAAUAAUUCCAAAGUAGAUUAUUGGAUCAACUGGAAGAUUUUUUCUUGCUGCCUUCCUCCAGUUGUGACUGAGGAAGGGUGAAACAGGGUGGCUGAAUAAAAGCAAUAGGAAGUGAACAUCUGCU